UUACAAAAUGUGGACAGAAUUUGCAGUUGCUUCAAUUUUAUUACUCAAGCUUCAAGAAGUCAGAGGCACCGAAAAAGAGAAUGCCAUUCAAAAUAUCCAAGUUAUUCAUCUAAUUGACAUCACAACGUUCAUUGUGAAGACUAAAUAUAAAAUAACUUUCAAAAAUGUAGGCUAUCAUCCUACAGACAAAUAUGUCUUCGAGCUUGUUGACAGCCCAGCUUUUACUACUUUCACUGGAGCUAAAAAUGAAACACUUCCCUACGAUAAAAGUAGCACACAGAAUUCCACAGUCUAUAUCGUGAGUUUGAGACAAGAAUUACUUCCAGAAGAAGAGUAUACUAUAAAAAUCAAAUUGAUUUUUCCGUCGAAGUUAGUACCCUCAACUAAGUUCAGCAGGUGUUAUGAUGAACAUUCUUUUCUUUGGAGGGGCAAUAGCGUAUUUUAUUCGAAAUACUUCACCAAAAGUUUUCGCUUCCUAUUCGUGACAGAUCCAGUAUUCAACAGGAAUAUACAAACGUCCAUCAUGUAUGAUUCUUCAGUGAAAAAUAUGCUAAUUUAUUAUGCGAAGAACGUAACUCCUUUCCAAUAUAAAGAAAUUCUGCUAACAUUCACAAGUCCUAUACCAGUGUUUCGAGUGAAAAAGUUGUUUCGGAGUAUUUACGUAUCACAAUUUGGGAAAAUUCAGCUUGAAGAUCAAGUUAUUGUAGAAAACGCAGGUCCUCAAUUGCUUGGGCCCUACUGCAAUACGCAAUCUGACUAUUGGAUGUAUACACAUCUACCCAAGACAGCGGAAAAUAUAAAAUUUUUCGACGUCCUAGGAAACAACAGUAAAACUUUGGUUUACGAGGAUGAAAGGCAUAAAACGCUCAAAUUCAUUCCAAGGUAUUCGUUACGUCAAGGAGGGUGGAAAUCAACUUAUAUUCUUCAGUAUAAUGUUCCGACAUACGAGUAUGUGUUCAGAAAUGAAAUGGAAUACCUCCUGAAAAUUCGCGCAAUAGACCAUAUUCUGAACGAUGUUAUGGUCGAAGACGCCGAAAUAAAGAUCGUUCUUCCGGAUGGGGGCACAAUAUCAUCUGUUAUGGUUCCUCCCAGAUUUGAAAAGUACAAUGAUACAAUUUUUCAUACUAGUUUGAGUAUAUUAGGAAGAUGUACUGUGAACUUGAGAGGAAAAAUUCUGUUGGAAGAGAAUAUAAACGAUAUAAUAAUCAAAUAUCAAUAUUCACAAUUCAAUUUCCUGGUUGCUCCAUUUUUCUUGAUGUUUUUAGUUGAAUCUGUUUUUUUUUCGAUCAUCUUGUGGCGAAAAUAUUCUGAAAAUAUUUUCUAACCUUUGUUUAAUGACAUAUUCAAUAGAAAUUUUUGAGGUACCUUCAUAUUGAAGAAUAUAUUUCAUUUUUAUUCUCUAUUGUAUGAGAGUAUUGCUACAAUAUUCUAGUUAUAAUUAUAAAUGAAGGAAAAUCUUUAUCUCAGAUAAUUGUGUGAAUAUACUUACAAUCGAACUUAUAUUGAACAACUUAUGUACCAAAGCAAUCCAAU
Messenger RNA from Coccinella septempunctata (seven-spotted ladybird), 1533 nucleotides. Its product is annotated as dolichyl-diphosphooligosaccharide--protein glycosyltransferase subunit 1-like. The transcript has 2 exons. The record is from RefSeq and is a predicted model, not a curated record. NCBI's taxonomy places the organism in Eukaryota, Metazoa, Arthropoda, Insecta, Coleoptera, Coccinellidae. The coding region runs from base 8 to 1324 and encodes 438 amino acids. Gene Ontology annotation, cellular component: oligosaccharyltransferase complex; membrane.